This is a messenger RNA of Sphenostylis stenocarpa, 1062 nucleotides long. NCBI's taxonomy places the organism in Eukaryota, Viridiplantae, Streptophyta, Magnoliopsida, Fabales, Fabaceae. The record is from the annotation of a GenBank genome assembly.
AUGGGGUUAUUACCUCCAACUCAAGAAGAUUUGAAGGAGCUGAUUCAGUUUAGAUAUGUUAUGCCACUCCUGUUGAACAAAAAAAUGAGCACACCGUUGUUCCAUGAUUUUAAAAAGCAAGCUUCUUUCUUCCUCAAGCAAAAAUUCAAGACUGCUAGGUUAGCUCUCACUAAUGUUACCCCUGCAGAAUUGAUGACAGAAGAAGUUACCAAAGGAAAUUCAUUGGUCCCAGAUUCCCCGACACUGAGAUCAAUUUCAAGGGCUGCUUUUGAGCUUGAAGAUUAUUGGAGGAUUGUAGAGAUUCUACACAAAAGACUCUUCAAAUUUGACAAGAAUAAUUGGAGGGCAUCUUACAAUUCUCUGAUUGUGGUGGAGCACCUGUUGACUCAUGGACCAGAAAGUGUUGCAGAGGAAUUUCAGAGUGACAAAGAUGUAAUUAACCAGAUGAAAGGCUUUCAGUUUACUGAUGACACUGGGUUCAAUUGGGGUCUAACUGUUAGAAAGAAAUCAGAACGGAUUUUGAAACUGCUGGAAGAUGGAAGUCUCCUUAAGGAAGAAAGAGACCGUGCUCGGAGGUUGUCCAGAGGAAUUCAAGGUUUUGGAAGUUUCAGCCAACGGUCAACUCAAGCACAACGAGUUAUGCAUGAAAAAUCAUUGCCAGCCACGUUUGACCGCUCUAACUCUGACGUCAACAGCAAUGACAAUCAGGAAAACCAGUCUUUUGGCUCAAACCAUUUUCUGGACACAGCAGUAGUUAAAUAUUCUUGUACUAGUCAUGAGGGAGGAAUUUUCGACUCUCAAGAUGAUCGUGUAGAGCCUGAGAGCCACUCGGAUGAUCAGGGAAACACUCAAAUGCAUCAGAACUCUGAAACAAGCUCUGCAGAAAUCAUGACACCUAGCAAGGAGGAAUUCCAUCUAUGGAACUUGAAAGGGGAAUCCAAUCCACUCUUGGAUGGUAGCCAAGAGAAUGAAUCCAGACUUGGGAUAUUCACAGCCGAAGAUGAUCACCCCUUUAACUUCACAGAAAUGCAUUCCACUUCUUCCCUUCUUUCUUCCAGAUGA